Molecule: messenger RNA, 2287 nt
Organism: Symphalangus syndactylus (siamang)
Lineage: Eukaryota; Metazoa; Chordata; Mammalia; Primates; Hylobatidae
Gene: LIPF
Product: lipase F, gastric type
Molecular function (GO): hydrolase activity, acting on ester bonds
Source: RefSeq, a predicted model, not a curated record
UCAAGUCAAAUAUUUCUACAUGUGACCUCCAAGUAUUGCUCCUAACAUACAGUUUCUCAAUAAAUAUUUAUUGAAUAAUUUAUUUCUGACACACUAAAAAUGAAGUGAUUUAAAACUGUCCUCUACAUGGCUUCCCUUCAAAUAUUUGAGGACAAUAUCAGUUCUCUAUUGAAGCUUUUUCACCAGCUUAAUAUCUGAAGAUUCUCAAACUUAUAAUUGGUGACUAUGACAUAGAAGGAAGUUCAGGUGUUGUGGGUCUAAUAUCAAAUAUUGUCUAUAAGGCUAGGUGUGGUGGCUCAUGUCUAGAAUCCCAGUGCUUUGGGAAGCCCAGGCAGGAAGAUACCUUGAGGCCAGGAGUUUGAGACCAGUCUGAGUAAUGUAGAAACACUCUAUAUCUAAAAAAAAAAAGAAAAAAAAAAUUAGCCAGAUGAAUACCUGUAGUCCCAGCUACCCUGGAAGCAGAGGUGGGAAAAUCACAUAAUAACCUUAAAUCAGUAAAUGUUUAUGGAAUAACUAUUAUAAAUAACAUUUAAAAUCGUCAUGAUGACUUUGAACACACAUUAUAUAGAGACUGGAUAUAGAGAAGUCAAAGGCCCACACAUCCCUCACCCAAAUCUGGGCUCUCAAAAUAAGCAGGCAAAAGUCUUAAACACAAAGCAUAAUAAGGACACAUUGUUAUGCCAAUUAGAGGCUUUUUUUUUUUUUGCCAAUUAAGAUUAGUUCCAUAUGGCUUGAAACCAAGUGGGAAAUGUUCUUAAACAAAAGGAAUCAAACAGUGAAAACAUGUUAAGCAUUAAAAGCAUUAAGUUACCUGUGCUGACAUCCACAUGUCUCAGCUUAUUGCCCAACAGAAUAUAAUCAAACCCAAGCAUUCCUCUACUUGGCACAAAGGUAAAAUUGGCAUAAAAUAUAAGCAUUAUGAAAGUAUAAUGGGUUAACCAUGGCACGAGUUAUUCUUUUCUUUCAGGCCAAAAUGUGGCUGCUUUUAACAAUGGCAAGUUUGAUAUCUGUACUGGGGACUACACAAGGUUUCUUUGGAAAAUUACAUCCUGGAAGCCCUGAAGUGACUAUGAACAUUAGUCAGAUGAUUACUUAUUGGGGAUACCCAAAUGAAGAAUACGAAGUUGUGACUGAAGAUGGUUAUAUCCUUGAAGUCAACAGAAUUCCUUAUGGGAAGAAAAAUUCAGGGAAUACAGGCCAGAGACCUGUUGUGUUUUUGCAGCAUGGUUUGCUUGCAUCAGCCACAAACUGGAUUUCCAACCUGCCGAACAACAGCCUUGCCUUCAUUCUGGCAGACGCUGGUUAUGAUGUGUGGCUGGGAAACAGCAGAGGAAACACCUGGGCCAGGAGAAACUUGUACUAUUCACCAGAUUCAGUUGAAUUCUGGGCUUUCAGCUUUGAUGAAAUGGCUAAGUAUGACCUUCCAGCCACAAUCGACUUCAUUGUAAAGAAAACUGGACAGAAGCAGCUACACUAUGUUGGCCAUUCCCAGGGCACUACCAUUGGUUUUAUUGCCUUUUCCACCAAUCCCAGCCUGGCUAAAAGAAUCAAAACCUUCUAUGCUCUAGCUCCUGUUGCCACUGUGAAGUAUACAAAAAGCCUUAUAAACAAACUUAGAUUUGUUCCUCAAUUCCUCUUCAAGAUUAUAUUUGGUGACAAAAUAUUCUACCCACACAACUUCUUUGAUCAAUUUCUUGCUACUGAAGUGUGCUCCCGUGAGACACUGAAUCUCCUUUGCAGCAAUGCCUUAUUUAUAAUUUGUGGAUUUGACAGUAAGAACUUUAACACGAGUCGCUUGGAUGUGUAUAUAUCACAUAAUCCAGCAGGAACUUCUGUUCAAAACAUGUUCCAUUGGACCCAGGCUGUUAAGUCUGGGAAAUUCCAAGCUUAUGACUGGGGAAGCCCAGUUCAGAAUAGAAUGCACUAUAAUCAGCCCCAACCUCCCUACUACAAUGUGACAGCCAUGAAUGUACCAAUUGCAGUGUGGAACGGUGGCAAGGACCUGUUGGCUGACCCCCAAGACGUUGGCCUUUUGCUUCCCAAACUCCCCAAUCUUAUUUACCACAAGGAGAUUCCUUUUUACAAUCACUUGGACUUUAUCUGGGCAAUGGACGCCCCUCAAGAAGUUUACAACGACAUUGUUUCUAUGAUAUCAGAAGAUACAAACUAGUUCUGGAUUUAAAGAAUUAUCCAUUUGUUUUUCCAAAAUACUUUAUUCUCUCAUACAUAGUAUUUUCAUAAUGUUUGACAUGCAGUGCUUCUUUCUGUAAUUUUGACUUUAGAAAUA